CUGAUUUUAUUUUUGAAAUUUAUAUUGUAGAUUUUUCAAAUUAUGUCAUCUGAAGAAGCUAUUAUAGAAGCUGUAUUUCCUGUUAUAUUUAUAAUUAUUAAUAUUUUAUAUUUAUUUAUAUGCAAUUUAUUUGGACAAAAUAUUUUGGAUCAUAAUAAUCAAGUAUUUACUACUGCAUAUAAUGUUCAAUGGUAUAUAGCUCCUUUACAUAUUCAAAAAAUGAUACUCUUCCUAUUGCUAAAAGGCGCCAAAGAUUUUACUAUAACCGUCGGUGGAAUAUUUGUUUCAUCUAUUGAAUGUUUUGCUACGGUAAAGGAUUUACUGAUGCAACUUCAGCAUAUGUAUAAUGAGAUAAAGGAUGAGAAUGAAAUUGCUAUCAUAGAAAAAUAUGAUUGCAUUGCGAAACGAUUUACGAAUUCGUUUACAAUGUUCAACAUAUUGCCGCAUAUCUAG
Molecule: messenger RNA, 453 nt
Organism: Pogonomyrmex barbatus (red harvester ant)
Lineage: Eukaryota; Metazoa; Arthropoda; Insecta; Hymenoptera; Formicidae
Biological process (GO): detection of chemical stimulus involved in sensory perception of smell; sensory perception of smell
Cellular component (GO): plasma membrane
Molecular function (GO): olfactory receptor activity; odorant binding
Source: RefSeq, a predicted model, not a curated record